Molecule: messenger RNA, 1036 nt
Organism: Dendrobium catenatum
Lineage: Eukaryota; Viridiplantae; Streptophyta; Magnoliopsida; Asparagales; Orchidaceae
Product: NADPH-dependent pterin aldehyde reductase
Exons: 5
Coding region: 98-823 (241 amino acids)
Biological process (GO): folic acid-containing compound metabolic process
Cellular component (GO): cytosol
Molecular function (GO): oxidoreductase activity, acting on the CH-OH group of donors, NAD or NADP as acceptor
Source: RefSeq, a predicted model, not a curated record
AAACGCAGUCUUAUGACCUUGAGGCGGUUCUUUACGAGCACGAGAACGAGUCUGUUUGAGGAAGCAGGAGGUAGUGAGUUGUGGGAGGAAGAAGGUGAUGGGAGAAACGCAGCUGAAGACAAUAAUGAUUACAGGGGUGAGUCGAGGAUUAGGGCGGGUGCUGGCACUGGAGAUAGCUCGCCGUGGCCACAGCGUGGUUGGCUGUGCUCGCUCUCAGGAGAAGCUUCAUGCCCUAAUGGCGGAUUUAACACGGGAUGAUCCCCCUUCUUCUUCUUCGUCAUCAUCCUCCAAGCAUCUUCUCAAACAUCUUGACGUGAGAUCUGACAACAGCAUGAAGGAGUUCGCUAGGCUUCUCGUCGAAGAAAGAAAGAUACCAGAUAUUAUAGUAAACAACGCGGGGACGAUCAAUAAAAACAAUAAAAUAUGGGCUGUGCCAGCUGAAGAAUUUGAUAUGGUGAUAGAUACCAAUAUAAAAGGAACAGCCAAUAUACUUCGUCACUUCUUGCCACUUCUAAUAGAAAAGAAGCAAGGAAUUGUCGUAAACAUAUCCUCCGGCUGGGGAAGAUCUGCUGCUGCAGAGGUGGCUCCCUACUGUGCUUCAAAAUGGGCAAUAGAAGGCCUGUCAAAGUCUGUGGCCAAGGAAUUACCUCCCGGUUUAGCAAUUGUUGCGCUGAACCCUGGGGUUGUAAAUACAGACAUGCUUGCCUCAUGUUUUGGAAGUAAUUCUGCCCUUUAUCAGUCGCCUGAAUCCUGGGCUCCAAGAGCAGCUACAAUGAUACUUAACCUGACAUCAGAAGAUAAUGGCGCUUCCCUCACAAUCUGAAUGGAGAGUCAAUUUUUAACUUCUUUAAUAUUGUUUCUGAAGCUUUUCUUCUCUUCUGGUCAUUGGGAACACGAAAUCAGCUUUACAUGGGAUGGUUGGUGAAGUAAGAAUUCUCCUUUUGAUUCUAUUAAUGACUGGCUUUGUUUUCAACAAUGCUUCCAUUUCCAUCUUAAUACAUUCAUUCUGGUUUAUACGUGGAGUAUUGUGAAAUUA